Caenorhabditis remanei is the source of this 1143-nucleotide messenger RNA. RefSeq lists its product as uncharacterized. Gene Ontology annotation, molecular function: DNA-binding transcription factor activity, RNA polymerase II-specific; DNA binding. The record is from RefSeq and is a predicted model, not a curated record. Bases 1 to 1143 code for a protein of 380 amino acids. Gene Ontology annotation, biological process: regulation of DNA-templated transcription. Lineage: Eukaryota; Metazoa; Nematoda; Chromadorea; Rhabditida; Rhabditidae. The transcript has 3 exons.
AUGCCGUCUCCCACCUACCACCUGCUCAUUGUUCUCAGCCAGAUACAGACUCCUCCCUCUUCUGCUCCAUCCGACCAUCUGCCUGCCCACUGGAACUCACAACCGUCAUUUAUAUUCACUGUUAUUCAUCUUCUGAUCAUGUCUCAUUACAACGAUACAAGUUUUUAUUUCCCGGACGUUGGAUAUCAAAAUCAUAAUGAUUCUAACUUUUACUUUUCGACCACCGACCGUUUUGGAUGGCAAAAUCAACAUCAACAUUAUAUUUUACACGGAUCAUCACAAUCAGCAGUAGUUCAAACGGGAAACUGUCUACAAGGUGUUCGGCAGUGCUAUUCAACAGUCCAAUAUCCUCAAAACACAAUAGUACUACACUUCCCAUGUCAGGCUGCACAUCAGCAUUCACUUCAUCAAUUGAAACAAGUUUCGGGACCGUCACAGCAAAUCGCUCCGAAGAGAAUGUCAGUAGAUGAGCAGAUUACGCUGGGAAUGGAAGAAUUUUUGGAGCGAGUUCAAGAUUACCAACAACCAGAGCAAAGCCAACAAUUAAUAUCACAAGAACCACGACCAAAUCGGGGGACGCCACACACACUACACUAUCAAAAUGCUUCUGAAAUUUACAAACAGCCUCUGCCAAAUCAUUCUGGACAAUUGCAAUUCCGACUUCCGAAUCAUUCGGUUUGGUCACAACCACAGCAAUUCCAACAACAAAUAACUCAAUCACCUCAUGCUUGGGCAACUUUACCGAAUCCUGAUUUUGUGAUCUCGCCACAACAACCACCUUCUGGAAAUUCAGAAAUCCCAACAGCACAAGACAGUUCUCCGAUUAAAGCCAAAUCAGAGACACACACUUUGGAACCAGUGGAUCAAACGAUAGCUGAAACACGCACAAACUAUCCAAGAUAUGCAAAAAAAAAAUUUUUCACAGCGUAUCAACUUUUUGAACUGUGCAAAAGGUUUUCUGUAGCUGAUAGAAUUGUUGGCGAAGAAAAAGAGGAGUUGGCUGCAAAAAUCCGAGUAUCUCCACAUCAAAUUGCUAUUUGGUUCAAAAACAAAAGGAAUGAGAUAAGGAAAAAGUUGAAUCCGAAUAACUACAAAACACCCAAAUAUAUAAAUCCUAGACUGAGAAAUCCGAGAAAUCAAUAG